CGUAUAUCCCAAUCAUCUUAUCGUCGUCCUUUUGAUGCGACUAUUGUCUGCACUGAAACAUGCUAACCACAUAUGCUUAAAAGGCAAAGCUGAAAGAGCUAACAUAAUUGUCAUAUCCCAUGGCGGAAUCAGCCAACCACUGCCAGUCGAUUGAUCCGGCCACCGGCUUUUGUUCUCAAACGAGAACCUUUCACAGUCUCAGGCCGGAAGUACCUCUUCCACCACCUUAUCAGCCUCUCUCCCUCCCACAAUAUACUCUUUCUCUCCUCCGCUCCUCCACCGUCACCACCGGCUGCGGCGACACUACUUUCAUCAUCAAUGCUACUAAAGGCGACAGCCUUUCGUACUCCGAAUUUAUUGCUCAGUUCCACUCCCUCGCUCACUGUCUGCGGAAGAAUUAUUUCCUUUCCGGAAACGACGUCGCUUUGAUCCUCUCCCCGCCUUCUCUUCAUGUCCCCUUGCUUUAUUUCGCUCUUAUGUCAUUAGGAAUCGUUAUUACUCCUGCCAACCCACUCAGUUCCGACUCGGAGAUAGCUCACCAGGUUCAACUCAGUAAACCGGUUAUUGCCUUCGCCACCUCGACGACCUCUUCCAAGCUUCCGUCUCUCAAACACGGAACAAUCCUCCUCGACUCGCCCGAGUUCAUUUCGUUCUUAUCCGAACGAAAUGUGGAUCCUGACGUCAUUAGCCGAGUCCAGGUGAGCCAGCAUGACACGGCGGCGGUCCUUUAUUCUUCGGGGACCACCGGCCGAGUCAAAGGCGUGAUGCUGAGUCACCGGAAUCUAAUCGCGUUGAUCGCCGGGUUUUACCACAUACGACAUCCCCAAAAGGGUCCAGAUCCACCGCACCCGGUAUCGUUUUUCACGGUGCCUUUGUUUCAUGUGUUCGGGUUCUUCAUGCUAGCGAGGGCGUUUUCGAUGGGAGAAACGGCGGUUUUCACCGAGAGAUUUGAAUUUGAGGGAAUGUUGAGAGCGAUAGAGAAGUACAAGGUAACGUACAUGCCAGUUUCGCCGCCGCUCGUCCUGGCGUUAACUAAAUCAGAUUUGACUAUCAAGUAUGACAUCAGCUCGCUUCUGAUGCUCGGAAGUGGCGGCGCUCCGCUUGGCAAGGAGGUUGCUGAGCGGUUCAAGGAGAAAUUCCCCGCCGUGGAGCUUGUUCAAGGUUAUGGGCUGACCGAGACGGGAGGAGGAGCUGCCAGGGUGAUAGGGCCCGAGGAGGCAGCUCGGUACGGGACAGUCGGCCGCCUUUCUGAAAAUACGGAAGCCAAGAUAGUUGAUCCAGUGACCGGAGAAGCCUUGCCUCCUGGGCAGAGAGGGGAACUAUGGUUGCGAGGGCCAACAGUAAUGAAAGGUUACAUAGGGGACGAAAAGGCAACCGCGGAAACCAUGGAUUCGGAAGGGUGGUUAAAAACCGGGGACAUAUGUUAUUUUGACUCACAAGGGUUUCUCUACAUCGUAGAUAGAUUAAAAGAAUUGAUCAAAUACAAGGCAUAUCAGGUCCCUCCAGCUGAAUUGGAACAUUUACUUCAUUCCCAUCCCGAAAUCUCUGAUGCAGCCGUCAUUCCGUACCCUGAUGACGAAGCCGGGCAGAUACCUAUGGCCUAUAUAGUGAGACAGCCUGGAAGUAGUAUCAGUGAAGCUCAAAUCAUGUAUUACAUCGCGAAACAGGUUGCACCGUACAAGAAGAUCCGACGAGUUAAUUUUAUCGAUUCAAUCCCAAAAUCUCCAGCGGGAAAGAUCUUGAGGAGGGAGCUGGUUCAUCAUUCUUUAUCUGCUGGUUUGUCUAAAUUAUAAAUAUGUAUGUUUGUAUGUGUGUACGAAACCUUAUGAACUCUCAUUUCUUGGUACAAAAGCUGCCUUAUGAAAGGGAGAUUAUUGCUUUUUUCA
This is a messenger RNA of Gossypium raimondii (Peruvian cotton), 1886 nucleotides long. Its product is annotated as 4-coumarate--CoA ligase-like 9. The transcript has 6 exons. Bases 120 to 1793 code for a protein of 557 amino acids. The record is from RefSeq and is a predicted model, not a curated record. Lineage: Eukaryota; Viridiplantae; Streptophyta; Magnoliopsida; Malvales; Malvaceae. Gene Ontology annotation, molecular function: CoA-ligase activity.